Zophobas morio is the source of this 848-nucleotide messenger RNA. RefSeq names its product histone H2A.V (gene His2Av). The record is from RefSeq and is a predicted model, not a curated record. Gene Ontology annotation, cellular component: nucleosome; chromatin. Gene Ontology annotation, biological process: heterochromatin formation. Lineage: Eukaryota; Metazoa; Arthropoda; Insecta; Coleoptera; Tenebrionidae. Gene Ontology annotation, molecular function: protein heterodimerization activity; structural constituent of chromatin; DNA binding. Bases 109 to 498 code for a protein of 129 amino acids. The transcript is spliced from 4 exons.
GACAUACAAACACCCUCUAAUAGGUUAAAAUUUAUCAUUUGGCGGGCUACGUUGAGAGAAGCCGUUGUAAUAGUCGUGCAGUGAAAGCGUUAGUGGCGUCUAUAGAAAAUGGCUGGCGGCAAAGCAGGCAAGGAUUCAGGCAAAGCCAAAGCCAAAGCGGUAUCCCGCUCGGCCAGGGCCGGAUUGCAGUUCCCCGUCGGCAGGAUCCACAGACACCUGAAGAACCGCACCACUAGCCACGGACGCGUGGGGGCCACGGCGGCCGUGUAUUCGGCGGCGAUUUUAGAGUAUUUGACAGCGGAGGUGUUGGAGUUGGCCGGGAACGCCAGUAAGGACUUGAAGGUGAAGAGAAUCACCCCGCGCCACUUGCAGUUGGCCAUCAGAGGAGACGAAGAGCUGGACAGCCUGAUCAAGGCCACAAUCGCAGGAGGUGGUGUCAUACCGCACAUCCACAAGUCGCUGAUCGGAAAGAAAGGCGCCCACUCGCAGCCAGCUUAAAGUGUUAUCGUAGUUGUAGAAAAGACUUAUGUGUCGAUGAUGUGUUUUAAUAUUGUUGGGCACAUGUUUGAUGCAAAUGCGUUCAGGCGUUUGCAGCCGUCUUGAAAUUCUAAAUGAUUUGUUAUUGAAAUUUGAAGUUUGGGUACUGCCGAAAUGGGGCGGUUUUUCACUUUUGUCUUCAAUUUUAAGUAAUAUCAUAGUUUUCUUUUAAUGUGCCUUGUCCUUUAAAUUUUUUUUUGUUUAAUGUAUUUAGAGGUAAUAUGUUUAGUACGUAACUACAUUUAUAAUAUAGGUCAUUGUAACUUUGUGUUCAUUUCAUAAUAUAAAUAAAUACUUUCCUACUUGAUUAA